Messenger RNA from Charadrius vociferus (killdeer), 2464 nucleotides. It is a transcript of the gene CDH18, whose product is annotated as cadherin 18, type 2. NCBI's taxonomy places the organism in Eukaryota, Metazoa, Chordata, Aves, Charadriiformes, Charadriidae. The transcript is spliced from 11 exons. Gene Ontology annotation, biological process: cell-cell junction assembly; cell morphogenesis; calcium-dependent cell-cell adhesion. The record is from RefSeq and is a predicted model, not a curated record. Bases 92 to 2464 code for a protein of 790 amino acids. Gene Ontology annotation, molecular function: calcium ion binding; cadherin binding. Gene Ontology annotation, cellular component: adherens junction; catenin complex; plasma membrane.
AGGCUUCACCUUCUGUCUCGGGAACUUAUUAAAGGAUUACAGCUGAAAAAGACAAAAGAAAGAAAAUCUUGAUCAGGAAGCUUAUCCUACAAUGAGAAUUACAAGUACAUCUUGUAUCUGCCCAGUCCUAGUUUGUCUCUGUUUUGUGCAGAGGUGUUAUGGAGCUGCUCACCAUGGCUCCAUCAAGGUGACCAGAAAUCAAACCAAACACGUAGAAGGCGAAACAGAAGUGCAUCAUCGUCCCAAGCGUGGAUGGGUGUGGAAUCAGUUCUUUGUUUUAGAAGAACACAUGGGACCAGAUCCUCAGUAUGUGGGAAAGCUGCACUCCAAUUCCGACAAAGGUGAUGGAUCAGUCAAAUACAUUCUUACUGGAGAAGGGGCGGGGACUAUAUUUAUUAUUGAUGACACGACUGGAGACAUCCAUUCAACCAAAAGCCUAGAUCGAGAGCAGAAGACACACUAUGUGCUUCAUGCCCAAGCUAUUGAUAGACGGACAAACAAGCCACUCGAGCCUGAAUCUGAAUUUAUUAUCAAAGUGCAGGAUAUCAACGACAAUGCACCAAAAUUUACAGAUGGACCAUACAUUGUUACUGUGCCAGAGAUGUCUGAAAUGGGUACAUCUGUUCUACAGGUGACAGCCACAGAUGCAGAUGACCCUACAUAUGGAAACAGCGCCAGAGUAGUGUACAGCAUUCUUCAGGGACAGCCAUAUUUCUCUGUUGACCCUAAAACAGGAGUCAUCAGAACUGCCUUGCACAACAUGGACAGGGAAGCCAGAGAGCAUUAUUCCGUUGUCAUUCAAGCCAAAGAUAUGGCUGGGCAGGUCGGAGGGCUGUCAGGGUCAACAACUGUAAAUAUCACACUCACUGAUGUCAACGACAAUCCACCCAGGUUUCCUCAGAAACAUUAUCAACUGUAUGUUCCUGAAUCAGCUCAAGUUGGAUCAGCAGUUGGCAAAAUCAAAGCAAAUGAUGCAGACACUGGUUCAAAUGCAGACAUGAAGUACACAAUUAUAAAUGGUGAUGGCUCUGGGGUGUUCUCCAUAUCUACUGACAAAGAAACAAGGGAAGGGAUUCUUUCCCUGAAGAAGCCGCUCAACUAUGAAAAAAAGAAGUCAUAUACACUUAAUAUAGAAGGAGCAAAUACUCACCUUGAUUUCCGCUUUUCGCACUUGGGACCAUUCAAAGAUGUCACAAUGUUGAAGAUCAUUGUUGGUGAUGUGGAUGAACCUCCGCUCUUCACUAUGCCUUCCUAUGUCAUGGAAGUUUAUGAAAAUGCGAAGAUCGGGACUGCUGUUGGCACAGUAACAGCACAAGAUCCUGACACUGCCAACAGUUUAGUGAGAUAUUUCAUUGAUCAUAACACAGAAGAAGAUAGGUAUUUCACCAUUGAUGCUGGUACUGGGACCAUAAAGACUGCCAAGAUCUUUGACAGAGAGGAGACACCUUGGUACAACAUCACAGUGGCUGCUUCUGAGAUAGACAAUCCUGGGCUAGUGAGCCACGUUCCAGUUGGUAUUAGAAUCCUGGACAUCAAUGACAACCCUCCAGAGCUUGCCAGAGAUUAUGAUGUAGUCGUCUGUGAGAAUGCAAAGCCUGGUCAGGUAAUUCAGACUAUCACUGCAACUGACAAAGAUAACUCUGCAAAUGGGGCAAGAUUCCAUUUUUCCCUUGAUGAAGGGCUUUCUUUGAAUCCCAACUUUACUCUAAGGGACAAUGAAGAUAAUACAGCCAGUAUCCUGACAAGACGAAGGAGAUACAGUCGAACCACUCAAGAUAUAUAUUACCUCCCAGUUUUGAUUUCUGAUGGUGGAGUGCCCCCUCUCAGCAGCAGCAGUACUCUCACAAUUAGGGUUUGUGCGUGUGAGAGAGAUGGACGAGUGAGAACUUGCCAUGCUGAAGCUUUCCUCUCCUCGGCUGGCUUGAGCACAGGAGCUUUAAUCGCAAUCCUACUCUGUGUUGUCAUUCUUCUUGCAAUUGUGGUCCUUUUCGUCACCCUAAGACGUAGCAAGAAGGAGCCCUUGAUCAUUUCAGAAGAAGACGUCCGGGAAAACGUUGUGACAUAUGAUGAUGAGGGUGGUGGGGAAGAAGACACAGAAGCAUUUGACAUCACAGCGCUGCGGAAUCCAUCAGCUGCUGAGGAGCUGAAAUACCGGAGGGAUGUUCGUCCUGAAGUGAAGCCUGCGACCAGGCAUCAUCCCUCCUCAAGCUUUGACAGUAUAGAUGUCCAGGAGUUCAUUAAACAAAGACUGGCAGAGGCUGAUCUGGACCCCAGCGUGCCCCCGUAUGACUCCCUACAGACAUAUGCCUAUGAGGGUCAUAGAUCAGAAGCUGGAUCUAUCAGCUCUCUGGAUUCAGCCACAACACACUCUGACCAGGAUUAUAAUUACCUUGGAGACUGGGGACCUGAGUUCAAGAAGCUGGCUGAACUCUAUGGGGAAAUAGAAUCAGAAAGAACAACUUAG